CACAAUGAAACUAGAAGGGUUGUCAUUCUUCCAGGUGUUUUCUUUGGUUCUUUCAGCUGUGGACUAUUCACCAAGCAUCCUGGCCUGGAUGCUUCGGUAACCCCUGGCCCACGCAUUCCAGGAGAAGUCUCCUUGAAGCGAGGGCAAUAUCGGACCUAGCCACCGAGUCGAAGAGCCGGUGAGCUCAUCAAGAAGUGGGAUGUACUUCAGUCCUUCACUUGCAGCUUGUUCAAGCAAGUUUUACGCAGUCCAUUGCCUAUGAAGGCGUCUUUCGUGUUUUCCCCAAAAAUCGGCUGGUCCAUCUGCAUAUUCACGGAGCUAGGCAAGCCUUCGCUAGGCAGUGCCCUCUCACCGAGUACGCAGCAAAACUUGCCGAAGUACGGAAAAACCACAACUCUUGAUUCGAUGGCUAUGCAUAUAAUACGGUCGGUCCUCAGUCCAGUUGACUCUGAUUCGAUCUGAAACAGGGUAAAGCUUGUUAGUAGCCUGCGAUACUGCAUGAAAUAGUAUGGAGGGCUGAAAAUGGCUUGCAUGUCAAUGAUAAGCGUCUGGACAUUGGUUCGUGCAAUGCCGUCUCGUUGCCUGCUUUCAACCUUCAAGGCUUACACAGCCCUACCACCAUAUGCGGGGAAGGAAGCGAUAAAUAUCAGUGUAUCCCUCAGCAACUGUUGUAUUGCCCUUCUCAUUUCCUCAACCUCUUUCCUGCUUUGCUUAGCGAAAUUUUGAGAUUCUGCGAACUUAUAUUGCGAAGAAAACCGACUAGCAAGCGUCUUGACACCAUGGCCGCCACAAGUACCCAUCCUGGUGAUUCCAUCCUGGCGAUUGGAGAAACUGGGAAGUCGCUCAUGGCCGCGUUCACAAGGUUGAUAACGUACCGCAAAGUUCAUGACAGGAGACUCGAAAACCUGUAUGCCACCCUUUCGCUUACAACCAACAUGCUCACGGAGCUCGGAACUACGAUCAACACAUACGAGAGUGACUUCCGCAUCAAGGAUGAAGUCACCGGUCCGAUAUGCGAGACUGCUAAGACAAACCUUGAAAGGCUUCUUGUUAUGGUCAAUGAGGGUAAUGCAAAUGGCGUCUGGAAGAAUGACGGUACUAUCGGUGGGCUCACUGUUACUGCCGAAGCUGAUCCAUGGUUUCUCAUCACAAUGGCCUUGGGUGGCCGUGAAGAAGCCAAGAUGUACUGGAAGAGUCUUGAUGACACCAGAGACACGCUUCUUGAAUUGAACGACAUUAUCAAGUACCGGAUUCUGAAGACGCUUAGUGACAAAAAUGCCCUCAAGCCGGAUCAAGUCGAAGAAUUCAACAAGCUAACCUCGCUCCUUCCCCACAUCUUGCAAAGCCUCGAGAAAGCCGAGAAGGGGAAAAAGCUUGAGGCUGAGGCUGCUGCGAGAAAGAAGAAGCAGGAAAGCGACCGGAAGGCAGCUGCUACAAUGCCCGACCUCUCUCGGAGAGAGUCCAAUGUCAGUGACAUGACUCUGAUUGUUGAGCCAACAAGGAAGAGAACCCCUUUCGUCAAAGAUGUGGAUUGCGACUCUAUCUUGUCAGUCAGCUCGUCAGACUCUGAUUCGUUCAUUGAUAUCCCAGAAAUAUACGAAGAGUGGUCCUUCCGUUGGAAUGAACCUAUCAAGAACGUCAACAGGAGCUGGGGCUUCUUGGGAAUCAAGUUCAAGUCCUAUUUUGAAGAUACUGGGUUCUGGGCGACCGACUCGGAAUACAGGACUCAAGGUGAAAUGAAGGAGCAACACCAGUUUGCCGCCGGCGAUCUCUCUCCAGACAAGCAUAAGGAAGCGAUGCAGAAGGCAAUCCAAGCGAUCCCAAAUAAAAUCGGAUUCGAGGUCGACAAUCUCAUCGAGACACGCACCGAUGCUUCGUCGCACGAAGGGGCGAAGCGACAAUGGACUGUCGUCGCAGUUCGACCACAACAGAAGUAUCCUUAUGGCUCGGCCAAGAAAUGGGGUAAAGACCCAAAAUAUACCAACUGGUUGGUUACCAUCAAGGGCGAGACUGUCGAUAAAGUCGAACGCAGCCGUGCUUUGACCAGGCGAGACGAUCCGUGGAGAAAACAACGAGGCUGGAGCCCACGGUCUCGCAGCCCACGUCGUCGGUACCCCAUCAUUCACGAUCGGCCUCGCAGCUCAUACAGCCCUGUUCGCAUCCCGAUGCCGAGACCUUCAUACCGAGGUCCACCAGGACCUCCACCACCACCAGUCUUCGCUCGAGAGGCCAUACCAGAUGAGGGUUUCCGUCAAGGAAAUAUUGUUAUAGGCAAGAUUCUCAGCAAGGAGGAAGCUGUGAAGAAGAUGGAUGAAGUGUGGGAGGAGAUGACAACAGUGAAGGAAACUGUUGAGGCUAAGCCUACUGUUGACUAGGGUUUUCUGGUGAAUUAUCGUGAAUCGUUUACGAAUAAGAUGUUAACGAGUUUCCUUCUUGGGUUGAGCCCCUCUCUGCUGGUUUUGGGAUUCCAGUUUCUUCUUCGUUUUCGAUUUUGCCUUCGGAGCACAGUUCUCCGGUUUGAUGAUUUGCGAUUCUUGGAAUUGGUCAACUUAUGAUUUGGUAGUAGCGGUCAUAUUUUCAGCAAUUAACAACCCAUUAAGCUAGAUUACGUAGGUAAAUAAAUUGCUUUGCCACAUGGCAAGCAUUUCGCAC
Cadophora gregata is the source of this 2652-nucleotide messenger RNA. RefSeq lists its product as uncharacterized. Bases 780 to 2375 code for a protein of 531 amino acids. The transcript is spliced from 3 exons. Lineage: Eukaryota; Fungi; Ascomycota; Leotiomycetes; Helotiales; Ploettnerulaceae. The record is from RefSeq and is a predicted model, not a curated record.